This is a messenger RNA of Caenorhabditis bovis, 1161 nucleotides long. Lineage: Eukaryota; Metazoa; Nematoda; Chromadorea; Rhabditida; Rhabditidae. The record is from the annotation of a GenBank genome assembly.
AUGGUACGGCUAAACAUUCGCUAUUGGUUCCUCGCAAUCCUCAUUUUGUACAUUCUAUUUCAUAUCAUAUACACGUUUUUUCAAAAAAUCCACGUCGACAAUUCUCGAAUAUCCUAUGAGCGGCUUAGCGAUGGUCCGCUUUUAUUAAAACCUGGCCGUCAGGUGCAAACGCGUCGCGGAAAUGUGAUCGAAGCCAUCGGAUAUGGUCUCUUAACGGAUUUCAAUCCAAAACAAAGUCAUCGAAAGCCUCAAGAAGUGUUUCCAGCAUCGUCUUCAAAAAAAUCCGAGCUGCCGGAAAUUUUAGAGAGCAAUGAGAAGCAUUUCCUCGAAGCCGCUAAAACCAUCCUUCAAAAUUUCAACGAAACUGAUCGGCAGCUUCUCUAUUUUACACUUAUCAACAAAGCUUUCGAGCGAAUGACGUUGAAUUGGAUAUGCAAUACCGCUCUAUUUCCAGAUGUUCAUUCUCGAACCCUAAUAGUUAGUAUGGACCAAUUUGCCUGCGAAUCGAUUAAAUCUCAAUGGGAUGAUUCGAUAGCUUGCAUUUCGUUGAAUAUUCGUGACUAUGAUGGUGGCUACGAGUGGGGAAAACAAAAGUAUAUCAAUCUGCUCACAAUUAGAGCCAAGCUCAUGUUCAUUUUGACCAAGGCUGAAAUUCCCUAUGUGCUCUUUGAAACCGAUGCUACAUGGUUCAAAGAUCCUCUUCCAUUAUUUUUAAACCGAACAUCAAGCUUCGAAGACUUUGACAUCAUUGUUCCGAUAAAAGGAUAUAAUGGAGGAACGUCAGACACCCUAUCGCACAAUCCAAUGCUCGCGAUUCCCACAAAUGGCACACUACAAUUUCUAGAAGCACUCGUCGACAAAUUAGAAAAUAAUACAAGACUUUAUGAUCAAGAUGUUAUGAAUGAAAUGUGCGCAGAGCAAUUCAACGGAUUGAUUUGUCGGACAUUUGAAUACGACGAGAUUGCCGAUGGAAAAUGGUUCAAAUCGCGAAAUUCGGGGCCCCAACAUCCGUACAUUGUCAACAACAACUUCUACGUGGGCAUCAAGAACAAGGAGACGCGACAAUCGCUCAACGGCCUCUGGUUUCUCGCGACACGCUCAAAUCAGUGCAAAAUUGGAAAAGUGCGCAAUUUUCUUAUUGCCAAUUCGGGUACCUUUUGA